CUGAAAGGUGCAUAGCAUUAUUUAAUCAUAUACAAAUAAAUACGAAAAAAGUGGAAAGAGUAUCAUCACUUAGUUCUGAUGAGGUUGAAGGGAUUUUUAUAAAUUAUUCUGUAUAUUCUCAGCGUGGUUUUCAUACACAUAAUACGGGCUAUGAAUUUAGAUAG
Molecule: messenger RNA, 164 nt
Organism: Funneliformis mosseae
Lineage: Eukaryota; Fungi; Glomeromycota; Glomeromycetes; Glomerales; Glomeraceae
Source: the annotation of a GenBank genome assembly